Molecule: messenger RNA, 2322 nt
Organism: Hevea brasiliensis (rubber tree)
Lineage: Eukaryota; Viridiplantae; Streptophyta; Magnoliopsida; Malpighiales; Euphorbiaceae
Exons: 4
Coding region: 226-1902 (558 amino acids)
Biological process (GO): spliceosomal complex assembly; regulation of mRNA processing; protein phosphorylation
Molecular function (GO): ATP binding; protein kinase activity
Source: RefSeq, a predicted model, not a curated record
AACUUGGAAGCAGAAGAAAAGAAGAGAAAAGCAAAAGAGGAGUUGAAGACAAGAGAAGAGAAAUUUCUUAAUUUUCGUCUUUCCCAGUAGAAUUCCCAGCCUCGAAGAAUUGAAAAGGAUCUAUUUGACGUCAUUCUCAACCCUAAUCCAUUGAACUCGACUCGGAAAUGUCAAUCUACAAGCUCUAAAGUCACAGCGAGAGGGGAGAAUCUCAAUACAGAGGCAAUGGAUGAGAAGCAGCAACUGGUGGAAGAGGAGGAUCGGAGCAGUGAGAGCGGGGACUAUACGUCGGAGGACGAAGGAACUGAGGAUUAUCGGCGCGGUGGCUACCACGCGGUGCGAAUCGGUGACACCUUCAAGAAUGGUCGUUAUGUUGUCCAGAGUAAGCUGGGUUGGGGCCAUUUCUCCACCGUCUGGCUCGCUUGGGACACGCAAAAAUCUCAUUAUGUAGCUUUGAAGGUACAAAAAAGUGCUCAACACUACACUGAAGCUGCCAUGGAUGAGAUAACCAUCUUGCAACAGAUUGCAGAUGGAGACCCUGAUGAUAAAAAAUGUGUGGUAAAGCUUUUGGAUCAUUUUAAGCAUUCAGGUCCAAAUGGACAGCAUGUUUGUAUGGUUUUUGAGUACUUAGGGGAUAACCUUUUGACCCUUAUCAAGUAUUCUGAUUAUCACGGCAUGCCAAUUCAUAAGGUUAAAGAGAUCUGUUUCCACAUUUUAGUGGGUUUGGAUUAUUUGCACAGACAACUUUCUAUCAUACACACUGAUCUUAAGCCUGAGAAUAUAUUGCUAUUAUCAAUGAUUGACCCAUCAAAGGAUCCAAGAAAAUCCGGUGCUUCUCUUAUUCUUCCAAAUAGUAAGGACAAGACUAUAGUGGAAUCCGUGAUUGCAAAACUAAAUGGAGAUUUGACGAGAAAUCAAAAGAAAAAGAUACGAAGAAAGGCUAAGAAAGCAGCAAAGGGGUGUGUGGAGAAGGAAGUUUCUGUUGAAGCUGAUGCAGAUCCCGAAACAUCUGCUUCAGAGGAGUUGUCUGUCAAUGCUAAAACAAAUGUGGGUUCUGCUGAAGAUCGGCCUACUAGUUCUGACAAUAUAAACAGAGUAUUUGAUGCUGAUGGAACAAAGAACAUUGGAUUAGAAGAUCAGGGUAAUAAGAGAGGAAGCCGUACCACUAGGCAGAAACUACUGACCUCAGUUGACCUGAAAUGCAAAUUGGUGGACUUUGGAAAUGCUUGUUGGACAUACAAACAGUUUACAAAUGAUAUCCAGACAAGACAAUACCGGUGUCCAGAGGUGAUACUUGGAUCUAAAUAUUCCACAUCAGCUGAUCUUUGGUCCUUUGCUUGCAUUUGUUUUGAGCUUGCAACUGGUGAUGUGCUUUUUGACCCCCACAGUGGUGACAACUUUGACAGGGAUGAGGACCACUUAGCAUUGAUGAUGGAGCUCCUUGGAAUGAUGCCGCGCAAGAUUGCCUUGGGUGGCCGCUAUUCUCGGGACUUCUUUAAUAGAUAUGGUGACUUGAGGCAUAUACGUAGAUUGCGUUUCUGGCCCUUGAACAAGGUUCUAAUGGAGAAGUAUGAAUUCAAUGAGAAGGAGGCAAAUGACAUGACCGAUUUCUUGGUUCCUAUACUUGAUUUUGUCCCUGAGAAGCGGCCAACUGCUGCUCAGUGCCUUCUUCAUCCAUGGAUCAGUUCAGGUCCUCGUCUUUUAGAGCCAUCCAUGCCAUCUCGUCAAAAUGAAGCCUUGGAAGGUCUAAACUCCGAAAAACAGAAGAGGGAGCAGGAUGAGAGGGAGGCAAUGGAAAUAGGAAUCGGGAAUAUUGCAAUCAAUGCUGAUACUAAAGCAGUUAAAGAUUCUCCUUCUGGUAUUAAAUUUUCCAAGACAGCCAUAGCUAGCUCAUCUAAGUAGGACUGGCCUAUGGGACUAGCAAUCUUCUCCUCCUUAUCAUCCAUAUGCUGUUUUCUGCAACAGCAGAUGGUGUUCUGGCAAGGCGUGAUUACUUCAGGCAAUGGUUUAAUUUCAAUAUUAAAUUUUUAAUGGGCAAGGAAUGGAAUGAAAUGGAUGUCAAGUGGCUCUGAUGCCACUGCCGGUUUAGGCAGAGCAUUAUAUUAAACAAAAACGGAUACCAUGGGAGAAUACUUUUUCAAGAACAACUAUUGGAGUGUACACCAUCCAUCCAUGAAGAAUUGGUCGCAUGAAGCCUUUGCUACAAACUCUGUUUGUGAAGAUUGUUCAUUUUAUGUAAUACAGGUACUGGUUUACAUCUCUGAAAUUACUGGAACUAUAGAUACAUUACUUAAAUUCUAUCAUUUUUUGCCUUCAGCAAAA